UUAAAUAACCGCUGAAGAGUUAGUAAACAAAACAAACACGAGCAAAAUAAUAAUAUUUUAUUAAAACUAUUUAAUAUUAAACCUAUGUCAUUUGUUGUAUUUAAUAAAAGUAAUAAUAAUUUACCUUUUACACUCCACCAGAAAAUGUAUGCUAGAAAAAUAUAUAAGUCAGUGUCGAGAAAUAGCGCUCGUAACGAUAUUUUUAGGUUACGACACAAACUAAAUACAGAAAAUGAGAAGAAAGCUCCACAGUCAGCUCCAGAUGUUCUCAAAUACUUAGAUAGUUUUCCAGAGUACUGUACGCUCAAAGAUCAACUUCCAAAAUCAUUACUCAGAAAAUAUAAAACACCUGAGAAUAUGUACCUUAUAAAUAAAAGCACCGCUGAAGAAAUAGUUACUGUAAUGAAAAAGUAUAUUGAGAAAGAUUGUCCAAUAGUAGAAGUUAACCCUGGAUUGGGUUUUAUGACUCGAGAACUUUUAAAACAAUUACCCAAUCAUAUAUACCUAUAUGAAAUGUUAAAUCAUUUUUCUCCACACCUCAAUCAAUUGAAAAGUGCACAUCCAAAUCGAAUAACAUACAGAGUGGCAGAUUUCUUUGGAAUGUGGAAGUUGGCUUUCAAAGACAAACUUGAUCAAGGCAAUAGAAUUAAAGAGUUAUUAGGUGACUUGGCUACUGAUAGUAAUGAUAGGGUUGUAAAGAUAGUAGGAUCAAUGCCAGGGCUAUCUUUUGUGAAACAUAUGAUAAACAACAUUAUUUUCCAUAAUACCACUAGCCAGCUGGGAAGGCCUGAUCUCUUUAUCACAAUGCCUGGAUAUCACUACGAAUUUCUAACAGACAAUGAAAUACAAAUUAACAAACACAAAUCAAUUCCUGCCUUGUUUCAAAUGUUAUUUGAUUAUAAAAUAUUGACAAAUGUGCCUAAAGUUCAUUUUUUACCUUGGACUUACCAUCAAACUGGGAAACGAGUGACAAUGAUGGACGAGCAUCGAUUGUAUCUAGUCAAUAUAACUCAAAAGGAGAAACUACCAUGCCCACCGGAAUACUUGCCACUGCUGUGGUAUUUCUUCAAGCCGCACAUGUUAACAAAGACUACAAAAAUUAUACCUAUGUUGGAGCAGUGGAUACCAGGAUGUGGUGUUUGGCUCAUUUCUGGUCAAGACCCUCCAGACAUAAACAAGGAAAUAGCACCCAACGAAGAUGAUGCUGAACUCCCACACAUGACAAUUUUCACUGAAUUCGGUGAUUUGAAUCUAAGGCAAAAAAUCACAGUAUUUAAAAAAUUUGUAUCAUUGCCAGAGUUUGAACAGUGCCCUUUCAAAGUGACUAUGGAAAGCAAUUUGCCUAAGUUUGUGGUGCCUUUAGACGACGACGACAAGGACAGUAUGGUCACACACAUAGACGAUAUGGAUAAUUCGGAUGUAGAAACUGAAAGUUAAUGAAUAAAACUGUUUAUAAGGAUAAAUUAA
Molecule: messenger RNA, 1467 nt
Organism: Plodia interpunctella (Indianmeal moth)
Lineage: Eukaryota; Metazoa; Arthropoda; Insecta; Lepidoptera; Pyralidae
Gene: mtTFB2
Product: mitochondrial transcription factor B2
Exons: 7
Coding region: 85-1437 (450 amino acids)
Biological process (GO): transcription initiation at mitochondrial promoter; rRNA methylation
Cellular component (GO): mitochondrial matrix
Molecular function (GO): rRNA (adenine-N6,N6-)-dimethyltransferase activity; mitochondrial transcription factor activity
Source: RefSeq, a predicted model, not a curated record